CUCUUCUCCCUCCUGUCUCUUCCAUGACAAUGCUACUCGCCGGUCGGUGAAAAGUAAAAGAAAUGUUAGAAAGCUGUGAGUUUAGUGAUAGUCACUUUUAACCGAAUACGCCAAUUCACAGGAAAAUUACUAUUUUUAACCUACGAUCUUUCUGUAAAUUGCGAUAGCAAAGGAAUGAAAACAAAAGAAAGAGGAUGUUCAUGUGAAGUGAACGAAAAUUAGAAAGAGAAAGGGAGAGAGACAGAGAAAGCGAGAGUGAGAGAGAGAGAGAAAAGUGAAGGAAGCGUUAGAGAGAGCGAUGCAGAAGUGACGUUUCGUUAAUGACUCGUGACCGCUUUUAAAUCACUCGUUCGUUGCCAGUCGUCUUCCCCAUCGUCAUUUCACAUAGAGAGACGAUUUACGAGGGGUCCUCUUGAUAGUGCGUGUCAGAUUUUCUCUUUACCGGUACGUUCGGUCAGCAAGCGAGAACCAGUCUAUCUGUCUAGCUAUUUCUCUCUCUCUCUCUCUCUCUUUCUCCUCUCUCUCUCUCUCUCUCUCUCUCUCUCUCUCUCUCUCUCUCUCGCUCUCGCUCUCGCUCUCUAUUUUGAACUUCCCGUUGAUCGUUCUCGAAUUUUCACGAGAAAGAGAAGAGAAAAGGCGAACAAUUUUUUACAACGUUCGUAAAUGACGACCAAGCAUAAAAAUCAAACGAAAAUGAGUUCAGGAAGACAAAUAUUAAGUUUAAUCCACCGUUUCAUCGAGUUCGUUGCUAGGGGUAUAUUCACGUUAGCAGCUUACAUCGGUGGCCCUGCAGAAUCUCAACCACCGAUAAAGGAUUUGACACUUUUACACAGUGCGACCACAUUAGCUUUUAAAAUUAGGAAUAAACAAUUAUCUUCCGAAGAGGUAGUGAGGUCGUACAUUGACAGAAUAAAAGAAAUUCAGCCAAUAUUAAAUUGCGUAGUAGAGGAACGCUUCGAGGAAGCGCUCAAGGAAGCUAAAAAAUGUGAUGAAAUGUUGAAAUCUCCCGAUGCACCAUCCGUACAAGUACUUGCCAAAGAAAAACCUUUCCUUGGUGUUCCCUUUACGACCAAGGAUUGUAUCGCUGUUGCUAAUAUGAAGCAAACGGCUGGUUUGAUCCUUCGUAAAGAUUAUGUCUCCAAGAAAGAUGCAGAAGUGAUAAGACUGAUGAGAGCGGCAGGAGCUAUACCGUUGGCCUCGACCAAUGUUUCGGAACUUGCAAUGUGGUGGGAAGCGCAUAACCGUUUGUACGGUACCACCAGGAAUCCGUACAACACAAGACAUAUAGUAGGUGGUUCUUCCGGGGGUGAGGGCUGCAUACAAGCAGCAGCUGGUUCGCCAUUAGGAAUAGGAUCUGAUAUCGGUGGCUCUAUUCGCAUGCCAUGCUUUUUCAAUGGAAUUUUUGGUCAUAAACCUUCCAAAGGUAUUGUCUCAAACGAUGGUCAAUAUCCAAGUGCCCACAGCGAUGAUCAGAAUCAAUUGCUUGCAAUAGGUCCUAUGUGUAGACACGCACAGGAUAUGAGACCUGUUCUCAAAGUACUCGCCGAUAAGAACGCAGAGAUAUUGAAUUUGGAUGAUAAAGUCGACAUUUCGAAGAUCCAGUUUUAUUACAUGGAGGACGACGGAGGACAAUACUUUGUGUCCCCUGUAGAUCAAGAAAUAAAAUGCGCUAUGAGAAAAGUCGUGCUUCACUUUGAAAAAGCAUAUAAAAUAAAAGCUACGAAAAUACACGUACGAAAAUUUAAAAAAAGCAUUGCUCUAUGGUUAGCAAAUAUGACGUCUAAAGAUAACAAAGAUUUUUCGUACGAAUUAUCCAACAGGAACGGAAAUAUAAAUAUUUUAUGGGAAUUUAUUAAGUGGUUAAUGUUCCUAAGUAAUCAUACAUUAAUUGCUCUUCUAACUGCAACAUUUGAGAGGUUUGGUAUAAAACAUGGGAGUGAGCAAUACACAAAACUUAUACAAGAAAGUAAAGACCUUUACCAAGAAUUCAAGGAUAUUUUGGGGGAAGACGGUAUUUUCUUGUAUCCGACUCAUCCCACGGCAGCUCCGUUGCAUCACGAGCCGCUUAUAAAAGCAUUUAAUUUUUCGUACACCGCAAUUAUCAAUGUUUUGGGCUUGCCGGCUACAGCAUGUCCAUUAGGAUUAAAUAAGCAAGGACUUCCUAUAGGCAUACAGGUUAUCGGUGGUUUAAAUCAAGAUCGUUUGACGCUUGCCGUUGCCGAGGAAAUUGAAAAAGGAUUUGGAGGCUGGGUUCCUCCGCUUAUCGUAGCUUAAAAGUAUGGGUAUUCUAGACAAUAAUAAUUCAAAAUGCAUUGAAAUGCAUUAACAUACCAAAUCCUGCCUUUCUCAACUCUUGAACGAUUCUCAAAUCUUUGCAAGGAAAGAUAUCUGUGCAUUAAAAUCGCUAGAAGAAAGGUAAAAAUUAACGUUAUUUUCAUGUUGGACGUGUUCGAUGUCGGGAAUGAAUUUCUUUCUUCUCUUUUUAUAUUUUUUUUAUAAACGGUAAUGGUAAUAUAUCUUGUAUAAACAUUAUUAUUAUUAUUAUUAUUAUCAUUAUUACUGUCAUUAUUAUUAUUAUUAUUAUUAUUAUUAUUAUUAUUAUUAUUACUAUUAUUAUUAUAAUUAUUAUUAUCAUUAUUAUCAUUAUUAUCAUUAUUAUUAUUAUUAUUAUUAUUAUUAUUUCGAGUUAAGAAGUUUGAACGGAUGAUUCGUUAUAAUUCGUAAUAAUUCAUUAAGUUAUUCGCGUUGUUAAAGGAUUUAUUUUAAUAAAUAAUGUCUACAGAGUAUAUGAUUUAUAAGCGCAGAUAUAAAACUACCUCUGAUCGAGCAACUAAAUCUUUACGACUAAGCAUUUGUAAAUUUAUACUUUGGAAGUCUUUCUAUAUAAUAAUGCAUUCGCAUACAGAAACUAUUAUUAACAAAAACGUACGAGAGAUAUAUUUGUAUAUAAAUAGAAUAUUACCCAUCACACGUUGGACUGCAGUUUCUCCCUUUUUUCUUUUUUUCUUUCUUUCUUUCUUUCUUUCUUUCUUUCUUUCUUUCUUUUUUUUCUUUCUUUCUUUUUUUACCUCUUAGACCUUUGUGCAAACUUUUCUAUUUUCAUACACGAAAGGAUGUGAUAUCGAAAUCAUUUGGUAGGAGAGGUAUGCUUUUUGGUAAUGUAAUGUGGUAUAAGCCCAGUGUUAUUUAAAUCAUCUAUUGAUGUUAAUACGUCGUAUAUAUAAAUAUAUUUUAUUGUACCAUAAAUAAUAAAUUUUUACUCUAUUAUUCCAUCAAAA
This is a messenger RNA of Vespula pensylvanica (western yellowjacket), 3278 nucleotides long. RefSeq names its product fatty-acid amide hydrolase 2. NCBI's taxonomy places the organism in Eukaryota, Metazoa, Arthropoda, Insecta, Hymenoptera, Vespidae. Bases 664 to 2274 code for a protein of 536 amino acids. The transcript is spliced from 9 exons. The record is from RefSeq and is a predicted model, not a curated record.